AUGUGUGCCAUUUCUUAUAUUGUUUCGAAUCAGAAUUAACAUCUUAAUUAGGAAGUAAACAGGGGUUUACAAUUCUUUAACCUUAAGCCUGCUGGGGGCAAGUGAUUCUGCCUUUGCGACCUGUGCAGACCAAGAUCAGCCUGCAGAUCAGCCUGCAAAUCCGUGCAGGCUGAUCAUGGUCUGCACUGUUCGCUAUUCAGUCAGUAAAUUUUCAGUGAACACCCCUUCAAAUAAUAAAUGGUAUUACCCAAAUUGAAUGAUGGUCCAGUCCAUUUUAGAAAUUUAGCAGGCUAAGGGUUAAAUAGUGCCUUUACCUAAUCAAAUUUCACAGUACCUGAUGUUCCAAUAAAAAGAAGCACAUUCCAUUUAUUUUACCUGAGCAUUACCUUUUCCUGUUUAAAAUAUUAACUUAAGAUAUGUCGAAAAUUUUAAGAGGUGAAUUUAACGUAUGCUUUGUGUCUGCUUGUUUUUAUUACUGCGUUCGUUUGUAGUACAUGUACUGUGUACAUGUGCUCAGUCACUGUGUGCGUGUACACAGUUGCACGUUCCCAUGUUUCCAUGUGGAGUGCUGUAUGGGCGGCUACACAUUCCCAUGUUUCUAUGUGGAGUUCUGUAUUGGCGGCUGCACUUUUUGAGUUUGGCUUUACCUGCUUGACUUUUGUUCUUGUUUUCCAAGUGUCCCGAAGUGUUCUCAAAAGUGUAAUCCAUGUAAAUAUGAAAGUGCUAAAAAUGUAAAGACUCGAAGUUAUGCAUCUAUAUGUGUGCAAUCCUGGAAAUCAUUAAUUUCUCUACCAAUCGGAAGCAGUUAACAAGUGCUCAUACUAUAUUUGCGUGCUAAUGAUCGCAAAUGGUCAAAAUCGAUACCCAUUCGCACUUCACACAAUACAGUUCCUCCGAUUUUCGGCUAGUACGUCAUGUUUGCCGCUGUCAGUUUUAUGUUACGAUGGCUCUUUAUCACAGUGGAUAAAACGAAUGAUCGAAAAUAUUCAAAGCUUUAAGGUUUUUAAUUAAAAUCAGUUGUGAACUUUUUUAGUUUGUUCAGAGUUAAAAAAUGACCAGUAAUUGUUUCUCAAUUAAGGUUUAUAUAAAUAUAAAUGUAUAUGUCGAAUUAAACAUUGUAUAUUGAAUCACGGUAUACAUAGUGAACUACAUUCACCAACGAUCUGAUACGGAGCGGUCACGAUGUAAGCAGGCCAAGUGAUGAAGAUAUGUGUAUGUUGAAGGACAGGUGAUUAAAAGCAUUUGUGCAUUAAAAUUUUUAUGCUUUUAAGAUAUUUAAUGAUUUUUGCUUUAAAACUAAAAUUUGCAUUUUUGCAAUUUAACUUCGACAGAAAAGAAUAAAUUACAAUCAUAUUAUAUAUAAAAGUGAAACAAAGAAUCAAAAUAAUUAAACGAAAUCAAAUAUAUUUACACAAAAUGAAUAACGGAAGGACAUUACACCUCAACAGUGAAAAUAAAGAACCAUAUGAGAAUCAUAGCAAGGAUAAAGCGGCUGAUAAGCAGAUAGAUGUGGAGAAAGAAACUAAAGAAGAAUCUCCAAAACAAAACGGGCUUCCCGUGGACAGAGGUUGGGCAUGGGUUAUACUUUUUGCUUCUUGGUGCAAUUGUCUUCUGUCUAUCGGAAGUUACAAAGCAUUCGGUGUGUUAUUCAUAGAAAUCCAGGCUAAAUAUGGCUCAAGUUCGUCCAUGACGUCUUUGAUUGCUAGUUGUUUAAAUGGCACAUACAGUUUUACUGCAUUAAUUGUCACAACAGUUGGCUUACGAUAUUUUAGCAGUAGACAGUUCAUUGUAUUAGGAGGCCUGAUCAUAUCCGCAGCGUAUAUUCUGUCCGCAUUCGCACCAACAGUAGAAAUACUGAUCCUUCUUCUUGGCUGUGUAAGUGGUAUAGCACAUGGAAUGAUAACUGCACCAACAAUGACACUCAUUAGCCAGUAUUUUGAAAAGUACCGAAGCCUCGCCAACUGCAUUGCUACCACAGGUGCUAGUGUUGGUUCUCUUAUUUUCUCGGUUCUUAUUCCUCAUUGGAUUGAUGUGUAUGCAUUUUCUGGUACUGUCUUGCUGCUAGGCGGUGUGAUGUUACAGAUGACCAUCUCCGGUUUGCUGAUGCGUCCAACAACCUUUUACACUAAAGAUACUACUAACACUGACAAAGAACGUGAUACGGAUGAAGCGCAAAACGAUAACAAAAUUAUUUGUGAAAUCGACGAACAGAAAACGAAUGGAGCUCUAAAAUAUACAAAACACGCAGACAAAUUAAGCAAAGUUCUUAAAAGUGAAACAAGAAACGGUAGUCAUUUAGAGCUGCAAAAUGGACACAACAUCAAAGGAGCAAGUUCACCUUUAAUUGACGCCAAGUAUUCUCCUGUUUCGUUACGUAUCGCUGCAGCCCGGAACCGGAGGAAACGUACAAUAUCCGAACUCAGUAAAACGAGUCUUGCACAUACAAUGGGUAGUGCAGUUUCAGCUCUGAACAAAUCUAGUAUUGGAAGGUACGCAAGCACAGAACUUUCCUUUUCUUCUAUGUUAGAUCUGAGUUCAAAGACACAACAAGAACAUAAAGAAAAACAUUCCGAAAACAAACAGACAUGUGCAUGUUUUAAAAGAGUCUGUUCCAAAUUUGGCUCAGUUAUUGACUGUGGGCCAAUGAAAAGGAUUCCGUUUCUAUUCUUUAUUCCCUGUGGAUGUUUUAUCAUAAUGGUGUCAGCUAUUGGGCUUUAUCUACCAGCGUAUGCCAAAGACUUAGGGAUAUCUUCCAAAAAGUGUGGACUUCUAAUAACCAUAAUAAGUGUCACUGAUAUGUGUGCGGCAAUUUUCUGGGGUGUAUUUGCAGACAAACAGUACAUACGAAGGCACAAAAUCCUAUCCUUUGCAGUUGUGACGAUGGGAUUUGCAACUUGUUUUACUCCACUGUUCAAAACGUAUACUGCAUGUGUGGUAUACAGUGUGAUUUAUGGAAUAUUUGGUCGUGUAUACUUCAGUCUGUACCCAGUAAUUCUGGUCGACUUUAUAGGUCUCGAAAAUUUGCGAAGUGCACUUGGUAUUUUCGGUCUUGCACAGACAGCCACAUCAGCGGGUUUGCAGCCUGUCAUAGGUGUGAUGAGGGACCACUUUGAAUCGUAUUCACCUGGAAUGCUGCUGAUAUCAACAAUGAUUAUGAUUGGUGGACUGUGGAUACUCACGUUACCCUUUGCAGAAAAAUAUGAACAACGCAGGAACAGACAAAAUAUACAGGAGAAAGAUAUGGAACCAUAGCUCUUAUACUAGAAUUGAACAAAGAACUAUUAAACGGAGUCAUUGUGUUUUGAAAACUCCUACGUGAGAUAUAAGGUGUAUACAUGUAUGUCAUUCAUUGAAAAAAUGUUAAGAAUUCCCAUUUUAAAACAUGGAAUAAGAAUGGAGUAUGUCCAACCUACAGUAUCGAAUGGUAUCUUCAAAUAGAUUUUGUUUUCUUUUUGGAUUGUUAUGGGGCGAACAAGAUCUGAACUUUGUUAAACAUAAUUAUCAUUCCUAAGAUAUAAAUAUAAAAAACCGGAAAGAAAACAUUUAAGAAUGACACCGAGUACAAAAGGUAAAAGUCAUUGUUUUAACGUUACUUAGUAACUUGUUGAAUCUUCUGUUGAACUUUAUCUUUCCUUGGAAUUGCAUGAUGUCAUGUCUGUCAAUCAAUGGGUUAUACAUUGCUGUAAAUUCCCUUCGCACAGUAAAGCUAGUAAAAUUUAUCUUCUUCCACUGGAUAUUAGCAAUUUCCACAUGUUUACAAUAUAUCUGAAAUUGGAUCAAAACCUUGGGACGAUGAAGGUACGCAAAUUUUACGUGUUCCGUAUACAAAGGUCAUAAUAUCUAGUACCGCUUGACUUCGAAUCAUUUUCUUUUCUUUCUUUUCGUUUCAAAAAUGUCAGUUCUCUAGAAUAGAGUCCAUAAAAUCAUAAUACAUAUUUACAAAGCGCAUUCCCGUUGUUCAAACAAACAGCUUCGUAAAAUACCGUUCCAAAUUCGAAGUAACACAGUAGCAAAUUACCAGUGGCUUAUGAUUAUCUGAAUCACAAAGACAGUAUACGAAAAGGGGGAUAACCUUUAGUUAUAUUUGUCAAUAUUUCAACUUUCAUUUCAAUAUCUUCAAUACCAUUCAAAUUACAUUACGGACGAGGAACAUGUUAAGGGGUUAAAUAUGAAGAAGAGAACGGAUUGCACAAAACAAUUUGGAAGUCUUGCCAAAG
Molecule: messenger RNA, 4217 nt
Organism: Mercenaria mercenaria
Lineage: Eukaryota; Metazoa; Mollusca; Bivalvia; Venerida; Veneridae
Product: monocarboxylate transporter 14-like
Exons: 5
Coding region: 1417-3252 (611 amino acids)
Biological process (GO): monocarboxylic acid transport; transmembrane transport
Molecular function (GO): monocarboxylic acid transmembrane transporter activity
Source: RefSeq, a predicted model, not a curated record